Messenger RNA from Thlaspi arvense, 456 nucleotides. Lineage: Eukaryota; Viridiplantae; Streptophyta; Magnoliopsida; Brassicales; Brassicaceae. The record is from the annotation of a GenBank genome assembly.
AUGGAUGAAUCCAGAAGAAUCAGAUUAGGUUUCUCAUUCUUCUUCGUCAUCAUCUUCUUUAUCUCUGUGGAGAUUUUACCGGUAGCUGCAGAAGGAGCGGAAAACGAUGAUGUCGCCAAGAAAGAAGAGAAUCCGUCACUUUUAAAGAUCAUAUUUGGGAUAUUUGGCAAGAAAUUUCCUCCGAGUUCUUGGGAAUUGAUUCGAGGUGCAAUGCAGAUGAUCCAGAUGAAGCUUUACCCUCCAAAUCUAGAUUUCAGAAGCAACAGCGAAAAAAGCAAUAGAGGGGAAGAAGGAGAAGAUAAAGGAGAGAAAGUGAAAGAGGCGGCGACAAGAAGUCUCGAAGUAAGCAAAGAAGCCAUCGAAGAGUCUGCAAAACUAGCAGGAGGUGUCGUAGGAGAAGUAGUUCACAAAACAGCAGAGAAAGUUGCCAAACAAACCUCACAUGAUGAAAUGUAA